UGUUAUUGUGCUAACAGUGUGUCAUCAACUCAUCAGGAACCAGGCUGGGAGCGACCAGCAAAUGUGAAAAAAGAAGAGUACCAGAUCCAUAUUGACAUUUGUUCAGGUGACAGUGGAAGAGAAGUUAUAAAGACUGUUUUCAUGAAGAAGCUGUCACAAAGUUAACACGACAGCGGGACCUGCAAACGGACUCCAGCUGCUAAGCUACGUUGAUCUCCUUUAGCUGGACUGUUAGCACUGCAGGCUAACUGGCUCAGUCCCUGCACACCUGUGUCGAGGAGAGAGAUGUCCUGCAGCUUGUUGGAGUUUUGUCGGCUCCAAGAGCUAAAGACGGUCAGGGACUAUUUGUUCAAGAGUCAGCAAAGUGAGCCAGCGGAGGAGAAAAGUCAAACAGAAAAUGAGCUGUCUUGGGACACCUCUGAUUGGGAGUCGUCAUGGGAGAGUGGUGAAAACAAAGAGGAGGAAGCUUCAUCUUCCAAAACGGUGGAGGAGGAGACCACAGGGCAGAGUGGACCCUGGCUGCAGGACUGUGUGGUGUCUCUGUCACCCUGCUCAGACCUGCUCGUAGUGGCCCGGGAACAAAAGGCGGUCUUCCUCUCAGCUAAGUGGCGUUCAGACGGCAGCGGCAGAGAGGAGAUGACUCUGGCUGUGUCCUGGACUGGAACCCUCAGCACUGACGAAGGAGAGUGUGUGAGCAGCUCUAUCUGUAUACCAUUGGCAAGCCAGAAGAGGAGCUCCACAGGGCGGCCUGACUGGACGUGUGUGGUUGUGGGUUUUACUUCUGGAUACGUCCGUUUCUACACAGAGAGCGGUGUUCUGCUCCUGGCCCAGCUGCUGCAUGAGGAUCCUGUACUGAGGCUCAAAUGUCGCACGUAUGAGGUCCCUCGUCAUCCAGGAGUAACUGAACAGCAUGAAGAGUUGAGCAUCCUCUACCCUGCCGCCCUGGUCACCAUCGAUGGCUUCAGCCUCUUUCAGUCUCUGCGGGCCUGCAGGAACCAGGUUGCAAGAGCUGCAGCAGCAGGAAGUGAUGUGAUCCAGCCUCCUCCUCUGGCCUAUAAGAAGUGGGGUCUGCAGGAAAUGGACACCAUUGUGGACCACAGUAGUGUGGGCGUCAUGACGCUGUGUGUGUUUGACCAGAUGAAAAAUGCGUCCAUUCUUGGGGGGUUCACUGCUUCAGUCAAGGGAAACCCUCCGGCCAUGAGCCAGUAUGUCACAGUGGGAGGUGGGCCAUACACAGGAUUUUUUUAUGCUGUGGAGGGAAGCUCACAGCCUCUGCUCUCUCACGUGGCUCUGGCUGUGGCCAGUAAACUCACCUCAGCACUCUUCAGCGCUGCCAGCGGAUGGUUAGGUUGGCACAAGAAUAAGAACGAAGAAGAGACGGUUCAGAAACAGAAGCCAAAGGUGGAGCCAUCUACACCAUUAGCCAUCAGAUUUGGUCUCCCAGACUCCCGUCGUCAUGGUGAGUCCAUCUGUUUGUCCCCCUGCAACACCCUGGCUGGAGUGACAGAUGAUUUUGGCCGAGUCACACUGCUCGACUUGGCAAGAGGAAUUUCCAUUCGCAUGUGGAAAGGUUACCGAGAUGCUCAGCUGGCUUGGCUGCAGGUUCCAGAGGAAAGAGGUGAACGGGAGUUCUCCCCCUCUGCCUCCCUCCCCAGACGUCACGCUCUCUUCCUGGUCAUCUACGCUCCCCGCAGGGGGAUCCUGGAGGUGUGGGCGAUGCAGCAGGGGCCUCGAGUCGGGGCUUUCACUGUGGGCAAACACUGCAGGCUGCUGUACGCUGGUUACCGUCUGAUGGGGGUGAACAGCGUGACCAGUCAGGGCUGGCAGCUUCACACGCAGCAGGUGUGUCUGCUGGAUCCCAUCACAGGAGCAAUGAGGACAGUAAACAUCCCCUUCCACCUGGCCCUCAGUGACAAGAAGAGUGAGCGAGCCAAAGAUAUGCACCUGUCGAAGAGACUCACAGCUUUACUGAGGAGCAGAGAGGUGGAGCCUGAUAUUUUGGAGACUGAAGCCAAAAACAUGCUGCUGGAUAUCAAACACCCUGCAAUCAAAAAGCAGGCUUUGGAGUCUCUGCUGUCAAACAAGAACGCUCCGGUGUCAUGUCUAAUUAAUGUCACAUCUGCCUUAUAUGACACCCUGAAGCAGCAAGACCAGGAGGAGGUGGAUACAGCAUUACUCCAGCUCUGCUCUUCACAGCUCAAACUGCUUCAGCUCUACACAAACAUCCAGCAGCUGCACUCUGCUGCAGACACAGAGGCCUGCUCUAAAGAUCAGGACUCCCUCGAUGGCAUAGAGGAAGAAUUGAGCCGUGUUGGCCCGACCUUACAACGCUAUGCACAGCUCACCUCCAGACCCAGUGUUUCCUUCGCUCAGGACUCGCCUGACUCACUCCUGCCCGCCCAAGCCUUUCUCUCCCAGAUCGAGUGCACCGAGGACGGGGAGCUGAGGGUGAUCAGAGGGUCUGACACUGAGUGGAAUCAGCUAGGAAACUUCCUGUUCUGGGGUUGUCUAUGUGGAAAGAGCCCGCUCCACAAAGUGUGUGACACACUGCAGCAGGCUGGCAUCAGUCCACAGCAGCUACUGUCUCUGUUGCUGAGUGUGUGGUUGCAGAGAGAGAAAGAGGUGCUACAGAAACCUGGAGAAACUGUCAGGAACCUGCACACACUACUCAUCGCCCUCAGCAGCAUGAAAGGUGCAGUUGAGGAGUCGUGGGACCCUCAGUCUAUCUCCCCCUGGUGGCAGCAAGUUCGCUGUACAUGUAUCCAGUCUCACAAUGCUGCUGCCGCUCUGCUAGCUGCCUUUGUCGCUCACCGCGCGGCUAAGGCUAGCAUCACAAGCCUGGCCGACAGCAAGUUGCAGUCAGAGUGGGAGGCCGUGUCAUUAGAGCUGGAGCAGUGGGUGGUGUGUGUCCACCAGCUGGAGGACGUGUUGGUGCUGCAGACUCUGCUGCUGGUGCCUCCUCCUCAGGGAGCAGCAGGGGGCGCUGCUGCACAGUGCUCCAUCAAACUUUUGCUGGAGGGAGGCACAGGUGGCAUUGCAGACAGUGUGUCAAAGUGGGUGUUCAGGCACAGCUUGGCUGAGCGACUAAAGGAAAUUCUUCCUAAGAGAGAAGACAAAGAGGCGGAUGACAAACCGGAGCAGAAGGAAGAAGAGGAAGUGAAGGAGGAGAAGAGCCAAGAGGAAACAGAUAGGACAGCAGAGCUGUUGGUGGCAGUCUGUCAGCGGUUCCCACACUCUCUCUCACCGGACCUGCUCUUUGCCCACUGCUGCUGGGAAUACGUGGUGCAGUGGAACAAAGAUCCUGAGGAGGGUGGAUAUUUACGCUGGGCUGUGGAACAUUUGAAGCUGGUCUCCAGUCCACACAUCCAACUGGGAAUCUCUGCGAUGAUGUGGAGUACGUUCAUAGUGAAGCGUUUCUCAUCAGCAGCCUACCUCAUUGAGAAGGUGGGGAAAGCACCUAAAGAUCGCUUGUGUCGACGGGAUGUCGGGAUGGGAGACAAAGCCGUGACGUCUUUCCUGGGCUGUUGUGUGCAGCUGCUGCAGAUCCUCAUGGAGGCCGACUCGGCAGUGGAGGAGGUUUCUGCUCCGGAGCUGUCUGUGGAGGAGGCGUGGUGCGGGGCCGAGGGUCCUGCCUCUAUAGCUGAACUGGCCCUGGAGCAGAGAGGGGUCCACUACCCCCUGGUGCAACACCACUGCCUGUUAGCCUCGCUGCUACAUGCUGCUAUGACCUUUGGUGUAAAGGUCAAACCCCUCAGCCUGUUUGACAGUAAGGGAAAGAAUGCUUUCUUCAGAGAUCUGACAACCAUCCAGCUGAUGCCCAGUGGGGACAUGGACCCGGGUCUGGUCUCUCUACGGCAGGAGUUCCUCCUGCGGGUGCUGACCGGCUGGGUGCAGGCCAUAGACGAUCCUUCUAGCUCAGCCUCUGCCUCAGGGUCCCCCCCUCUGCCCUCUAAUGGCCCUAAGGCUGACUGGUGGCCCUCGCUGUGUCAGGAGCUGGGCUCCCUCCUACAGGUCAACCCCGACAUCCUGAAACGACACCUGGUCUGCGAGCUCUACAACCAGGGUCUGGACCCCCGCGCUGAAGAGGUGAUGAUGGAAGUGGAAGAUAAAGAUGUGCUGGGCUCCCAGCUGCUGGUUCUUACUGGUCAGAGGCUGAGCUACUCACUCCUCCACAGCCAGAGCCAGACGCAGCCGGCCAUGGAGCUGCUGGCCCGCCUGCCUCCAACACUCUGCACAUGGCUCAAGGCAAUGGACCCCAGCGAGCUGCGGUGCCCUCUGGUCCCCCUGCCUCAGACCAGCCGGCUGGUCGGUCGUCUGAUUGAGAUCCUGCCAGAGAACCACGCUCAGUACAGCCUGGCUCUGCACCUCCUAGAGGCCGUGGAGGCCCUCACCUCCGAUGACUGACCCUCUGUUGCCAUGGAGAUUUAGUUAUUCAGCUUCUUUAAAUCAGAUAAUUUCAUCCUCACAACAUAAUCAUAGACAGCAUCAGAUGCAUGGACUGGAUACGAUAGGCUUUUAACUCUUUUUAAUCCAUCAGAUGUUCAUGCAUGUAUUGUGAAUAUAGUUUAAUACUGUUGAGUAUCGUGGGAGGAUGUGUGUGUGAGUAGGAGAUGGUUAUUAAGAAAUGGUUUCUCUUCGUCUUCAUCUUCAGUCUGAUCCACUACGUCAGUGUUCAGUUUCCCUAACUUUGUGCCAUAUCAGACUUCUGUUUCUCCUCCUGCUCUCCCUCUAAUGUAACAUAAAGACAAAUGAACCUUAUUUUGUAUUUAUAGACCGUUGUUUAUAAGC
Labrus bergylta (ballan wrasse) is the source of this 4788-nucleotide messenger RNA. RefSeq names its product RAB3 GTPase activating protein subunit 2 (non-catalytic) (gene rab3gap2). Lineage: Eukaryota; Metazoa; Chordata; Actinopteri; Labriformes; Labridae. Gene Ontology annotation, biological process: regulation of GTPase activity. The record is from RefSeq and is a predicted model, not a curated record.